AUGAAAACAGUGCUUUUCUUCUUCCAGCGCUAAACAAACAUGAGCAUGGGGAGUCCAGGUUUCGAACACACGGGCUGCACUGCAUACUCGCCUCUCUACAUCAGCCACCCGCACACUGACACCAGGACAGCCUGGCAGGACGAGGUGGAGGACAUCAAACCUCCCCGCAGCUUGUUGGGGCUGCCGGAGCUCAGCUGGUCGGGGGUCUACCUCCCCUGCUAUGACAGAUUAGCCAUAGAGGAGAACCCCUGGGUGCUGAGGAUGACGGAGGCCACGGCUCCCGCUGCUCCUCCCUCCAGGACUCCAGAGCUGAGCCCAGCCAAGCCCAGUCAACCCCAGGCACCCCCCUCCGCGAUGGAGGGUCAGGUGGAGGAGCGCUGUCUGGAGCAGGUCCAGACCAUGGUGGUGGGAGAAGUGCUGAAGGAUGUCGACACAGCCUGCAAACUGCUCAACAUUGCACCAGACCCGUUGGACUGGAGCCGUGUGCAUGUUCAGAAGUGGCUGUUGUGGACCGAACACCUACACAGGCUGCCCCAGGUCAGCACAAUGUUUCAGGACAUGAGUGGGAGAGAUCUGUGCUCCAUGACAGAAGCAGACUUCAGACAACGCUCCUCACAGUUUGGAGACGUGCUGUAUGCUCAUCUGGACAUUUGGAGAUCUGCUGCAGCAAUGAAGGAGCGCUGCCCACCAGAAGACAGCAAAUCUGCAGCUGAUGAUGAUUCCUGGUCCGAAAUGAUACGCAGCUACCCCAGCCAGCCCAUCCACCUUUGGCAGUUCCUCCGAGAGCUCCUCUUAAAGCCUCAUAACUACAGCCGCUGCAUCCGCUGGGUCAACAAAGAGAAAGGGAUUUUCAAAAUAGAAGACUCUGCUCUCGUAGCCAGGCUAUGGGGCAUCAGGAAGAACCGGCCGGCCAUGAACUAUGACAAACUGAGCCGCUCGAUACGCCAGUACUACAAGAAAGGCAUUAUUCGUAAGCCUGAUGUUUCACGCAGACUGGUCUACCAGUUUGUCAACCCUGUAUGAUGAAGCGGACCGGCUGAUCUGGAGAAAAUGAGCUGAGGAUGAACCAAAGAUAUGCUGGACAUACAGUAGGAGGAACAUGAACUCUGAGGCUCCUUCAUUCAUACUUUGUGUUUAAUUUCAAAUGUAAAGACUGCCUACUGAACUAUGCACUCCUGCCUAUCAUAAUAUAACUCUACUUUAUUAUUCUUAAUAACGGAUUUUAUUUUAUUUGUACCUUUCUUGUCUUUAGCACUCUUUUUUUUAAAAUUAAGUUUAUGGUGUGAUGUCUGGUUUCUUCUUCUAACUAUGGAAACAAAAUAAAUUAUGCAUAAUUGCUUUCUUGCUUACAUUUACAUGAGGAAAUUGAUACCAUUCGCAUAACUGUACAGUACAUAGAGGUUGAGCCGCAGAAGUUGGCUAUCUUAG
Molecule: messenger RNA, 1428 nt
Organism: Centropristis striata (black sea bass)
Lineage: Eukaryota; Metazoa; Chordata; Actinopteri; Perciformes; Serranidae
Product: SAM pointed domain-containing Ets transcription factor-like
Exons: 5
Coding region: 40-1023 (327 amino acids)
Biological process (GO): regulation of transcription by RNA polymerase II; cell differentiation
Cellular component (GO): nucleus
Molecular function (GO): DNA-binding transcription factor activity, RNA polymerase II-specific; sequence-specific DNA binding
Source: RefSeq, a predicted model, not a curated record